Daldinia childiae is the source of this 3312-nucleotide messenger RNA. Its product is annotated as Tripeptidyl aminopeptidase. The record is from RefSeq and is a predicted model, not a curated record. The coding region runs from base 1 to 3312 and encodes 1103 amino acids. Gene Ontology annotation, molecular function: carbon-sulfur lyase activity. NCBI's taxonomy places the organism in Eukaryota, Fungi, Ascomycota, Sordariomycetes, Xylariales, Hypoxylaceae. The transcript is spliced from 5 exons.
AUGACGUCUUUGAAAUCGUCCAUGUCGCCCUUCUUAGGGGAAAAGCAAGACGAUGACCGAGCAGCUGUUCAAUUACCUCGAAAUGAACCAAGCUGGGGUUGGCGCCGUCUGAGUGCGGUAGUCUUAACCGUCAUAUCCGGUAUUUUAAUCGUUGGCCAUUUCGGACAUGGCCCGAUUCACUACGGCUACCGCCUUCCGGACCCGGGAAGUCAAGCGCCGCUAGAGCCUCCCGAUGGAUGGACAGAAUGGUCCAGUAUCGUACCGAGCGAGAAGCUCAUCUGGCAGCCGUGCUUUGCGAUAUACGGUGACGGGUUCAAGUGCGCUCGGCUGACCGUACCUAUGGAUUAUCACCGACCGCUAAACCAGUCGGCGGACAAUCCGAAAGUGCACAUAGCUCUGGUCUUAAAGCCCGGUAUUAACCGUACUAAUGACCCAUCAUCCUACUCGGAAUCACCACUACUCGUUAAUCCCGGUGGUCCCGGAGGUAGCGGAGCUCUUUUCGCCUUGUCUUCGGCGCAAGCGCUCCAAGCAGUCAUCGGGGGAGAUCGUGACGUUAUCGGCUUCGAUCCACGUGGAGUCGGUGCUACUACGCCUAAGGCGGAUUGUUUCGCAGUUUCUAAUGAUUCUUUUGGGCUUGACGGACGCAAUGUUGCUUUGAUGAACCGGCUGGCCUGGAUUGCAUCAGGUCAUAUCAUCGGUCUCGUCAACUCAAGCAAUGUCGCACUCGACAAGCUUGACGUUAGGUCAAGAGCACUUGCUAAGCUUUGUAAGAGAAGGGAUGAGGCUGAGGGGGAUAAUAGCAUCUUCCGGUAUUCCAAUACUCCGAAUGUAGCGCGAGAUAUGCUCUCCAUCGUUCAUGCUUGGGAUGAAUGGAGAUCAGGUUCCGACGCCAAGUCCACGGAAGAAUCAGAGAUUGUAGAUGAAACGCAGAUCAACUCUAAAAUAGAGUCCAAUGAUAGUACCAAGGGGAAGCUUGUUUACUGGGGUUUCUCUUACGGUACACUCCUCGGGGCCACAUUUGCCUCCAUGUUUCCAGACAAAGUUGGUCGAGUUAUUCUAGAUGGCGUUGUGGAUGCCGACCAAUAUGUCAGCCCGAUGUUAGGAGACGGUAUCCUUGAUGCUGAUGCGAUAUGGGAACAGUUCUUUACUUAUUGUGCUGAGGCAGGACCAAAGUGUGAGUUUUAUCGGUUCGGAGACAACCCCGGAGAUGUCAAGGCACGCUUUGAUUAUAUCAUGAACUGGCUGGAGAAAGAGCCUGCGAUUGUCUUGCCUUCGGAUUCAAAUUUGCCCGUCUUGAUAACGGCUGGCGAUUUCAAACUCAUCAUAUUUUCAGCAUUAUACUACCCAGUUGUUAUAUUCCCUUCCGUGGCUAUACUUCUUAAAGCCUUCAUGGACAACCAACUUGACAAGAUGGUAGCCAAUCCGGCGCCGGGGAUGUUGUGUCAAAACUUAACACUACCUCAAUGGCCAGAUGAUGCUCAGAAGGUAAUCGCGUGUAGUGACAAGCGAUAUAAGCUCGAUGAAGAUUCCGACGCGCUUCAGAGGCGUUUUGAGAAGAUGGCUUCAUAUUCCUCAUUCGCCGAUGUUUGGAUGGGUGUCGACCUCAAUUUAGGUUGCAGCAGGUGGGAAAUUGAGGCAAAAGAUCCGCCGAUGCGAUGGGACGACCAUCCGAUUCAUAAACCAAAACCCAUUGAAACCAGCUUUCCCGUCUUGUUCCUAUCGAAUCAUCUCGACCCUGUUACGCCUCUGCACCAUGCUCUAAAAAUGGCGCGCAAGUUUUCAGAAGCGAGCCUCGUAGAGCAAAAAGGAGAAGGCCACUGUACCAUCUCGUGCAUGUCACUCUGCACUAUAGGACAUAUCCAAGCAUAUCUUAACCGCGGAAUUGUGCCGCCCGUACCAAAAUACGACUCGGAUGAUAAAGGCGAAUGGACAACUUGUGAAUGCCAUGAAAAGCCUUGGAAGUCGCUUAAUGAUAUAGCUGUAAUGCGAAACUCGAAUGGUGACUCCCAGUUGGAAACCGACGGCGAAAGUGAACUACUAGUUGGAAAGACAGCUGAGGAGUUGAAGAUCAUGGAGGCUUAUCACCACCUACGAAACCGAUUUGUCGAAUUUACGAUAUCUCAGCAACAAUUCGGAGACCGAAAUCCGCUCCGGACUGCGCAUCUAAAUAACUUGGCUUUCAUGAACAAGGAGCAGCAAGCUAGCUGUAGGUUCCUCGUCACCUUCUUCAACCGUGACAAGGCCGCUACAGCCGAGCCGGGAGAAGAGUCACAUACAUUUACGGCGAGGUGUCACUGCGGGAACAUACAAUACUCGGUCUUACUCCCAGCUUCGAGUCUACCAUUGCACGCAUAUAUCUGUUCAUGCACAUUAUGCCGAUACUCACACGGCACUCUCGGUAGCUUCCACGUCUCGCUAACGCAGGGCGUGGCGCCGGAGUGGACCAACGGCGCCGUCAACCUGUCCGUAUACAAGGCCCAGGGCAGCGGUCCCGGCGGCCACGGACAGCGUUGGUUCUGCCCCACUUGCGGAACUCAUAAUGGGCAUUACGAGCCCUGGGCUAUGCAGUGGAUCGCAGACAUUGCGCUUUUUGACGAGCCGAGCUUCUGGGAGAUGAAGGCUUUAGCGUUUCCAAAGUCCCCCGGGGACGGCGGCUUGAUAUCCUGGAUUUCGAGCCCGGUCAGUAAGGACUUAAAGAUAUUCACCGUGGACCGUGAUAUCGCGCCCGAUAAUGAGCUCGAAAUUGGCGAGGAUGGCGAGAAGAGACUGCGCGUGGAGUGCCAGUGCGGCGGGGUUUCCUUCACGAUCGGAAGGCCGUCAGACGUAGUAAGGAACGACAAGUUUAUGAGCCGAUGUAUCGCACCAAGAAACCCGCAGAAAUGGAAAGCAUAUCUAGAUUUUGAUAAAGAAACUCGGCGGCUCUCUAGCGCUUAUUUCAUGCCUUGGGCUUUGGUCCCGCGGAUCUCGCUAGAGCCGGAGGUGCCGCCGAAUCUGCUCAUCGGGACAAUGAAGACAUAUAAGGUAUCGGAGAAAACCACAAAGGGAUUCUGUGGUCGCUGUGGCGCCAUGGUAUUCCUCCAAAAUAAAGACAGGAACCCCUCGGAACAGAGCGAGGUGCUUAGUAUUGCAGUAGGUCUCUUUAGAGCUCCCGAGGGAGCAAAGGCGACAGACUGGGUUGAAUGGAGAGCUGUGCCUGAACGAGAAAUUGAAAAGGCGGAAUUCGAUUCUGAGUUUAUGAAUGCUAUUGUAGAAGGCCAGAGAGCAUGGACAGUACAAGAAUAUGGAGAAGUAUCGGACUUUGAUAUUAUAUAG